GGGUCCAUAGGCACACGAAACCUAUGAGCAAGUGAGACUGGCCCUGGUUUGGUGGAGUGACAUAAUCAAUCGAUUGAUUUGAAAGAGCUGAUCAUGUUCAUUGGUCAGAAGCUGAUCUGCAUCAACACCAUCCAUUCAGUUUUCUCUCAUUCAAUACAAGUACAACUACGGAGUAUUCAGACAGCAGAUUCAACCUCAAGCUCAAACCUCUAGCUCCAGAGUACCAUGUCGAAAUUUAUCCAAUCCUAUACCACAAUCCCAAAGGAGCUCUUUCGCCUGAACAAUGGCCCAGCUGUUCGUCUGCGUGCAUACCCAGGCCCUCAGAGGCCAACGGGCCUCUUCGACCUACUAACGUACAGUGGAAAUGUCAGGCCGAAGGCGCUCAGCCCAACCACGUACAUGGCACCCAAUGGAGCUUCGAUGCGACCCAAUACUCCAAAGAUGCAUAGGCUUGUUGACGCCCUCAGAGGAAAUUCAAUUCGCAUUUAUUCAAUACCUGCAGGGAGCCCUAUUCCAGAUGAUCUGAUUCUUGUUCACGAGUUCAAGGAUCAUUAUUCCCUGCAAGCACGGAAAGAGAUGACUUUAGAUGAUUUGAAUACUAAAAUCACAUGUUUUUUGGGGGGAAGGGGGAAAUGUUUAACAAAGGAAGAAUGGUUGCGGCUGUAUCCGGAGCCUACAGAGACUGAAUAAAGGGAUUGCAUGUCAUAUGUACUUGGCAAGCCUGCUUUGAUAUAAUGUAGACGGACAGGAGUCCAUGACACCCACUUCUGCAGA
Coccidioides immitis RS is the source of this 774-nucleotide messenger RNA. RefSeq lists its product as uncharacterized. The transcript has 4 exons. Lineage: Eukaryota; Fungi; Ascomycota; Eurotiomycetes; Onygenales; Onygenaceae. The coding region runs from base 226 to 690 and encodes 154 amino acids. The record is from RefSeq and is a predicted model, not a curated record.